AUGCUUACAUCUAAGUUGGAAGUGCUGGUUGAUUUUGGAGAAAAUCCUGAUCAGCAAAUCUUAGAGAAAACACUUAAUGAGUUAAAAUCACAGGAUGGCGUUGUGGAGGCAGUGUUUAAGAAUGGGGCCUUUAUGGUAGAGACAUCACUGCCAAGUACAAAUAUAUUAAAUUUAGUGUCCAAUACAUCUGGUAAGAGAGCAGUUCUCCAGGGAUUCGGAGAAACCCAAUCAGCCGUAUGCAUGAUAUCCAACCAAAUAUGCUGCCCAUCCAAAGUGAUGGGGGUGAUCCGGUUCCAACAAACUGCAGAGGGUCCAAUGGUAGCUGACGGCAGCAUAGAUGGACUGGCCUGCGGUGUUCAUGGCCUUCACGUUCAUGAUGUAGGAGACCUUAGCCAGGGUUGUGAAUCCAUUGGGGACCAUUAUAACCCCCGUGGGUCUCCACAUGGGGGUCCAGAAGAUCCCGAAGACCAUAGACACGCGGGGGACCUGGGGAAUAUUGUGGCUGAUGAAACUGGACGAGCUACAUUCAGAAUAGUUGACAACGUGCUUAAGGUGUGGGAUAUCAUAGGUCGUUCUGUAGCCGUCACGGAACAGAGAGAUGAUUUGGGCCAGGGGUCUUCUCCCACCUCCAAGAUAGAUGGGGAUAGCGGCAAGCCAAUAGCGUGCGGCAUUAUAGCGCGGUCGGCCGGCAUCUUCCAGAACCCAAAGCGCAUAUGCGCUUGCGACGGGGUCGUGGUCUGGGAUGAGAGAGAUAGACCUCUGGCCGGCAAGGGAAGAAGAGUUGAGAAGAGUUGUUGCAAGAAAGAAGAGAGUGAGAAAGUAGAAGAAGGGAAUAAGUGUUGUUGUUAA
This is a messenger RNA of Arctia plantaginis, 849 nucleotides long. The record is from the annotation of a GenBank genome assembly. NCBI's taxonomy places the organism in Eukaryota, Metazoa, Arthropoda, Insecta, Lepidoptera, Erebidae.